AUGUUGGAUUGGUUCUUAUUAGUUGUGGUUCUCUCACUGAUGGGUUUGCUGGAAUACCGUCGACAAAGUUACUUUAAACAUACUGUAUCUCUAUCUACUCGGGAGAUGCGAAGACGAUCGAAAUGGGCAAAUAAACGGUAUUACGGAUUCCACUGUGACUCGAAGAAACAAUCGAAUCACUUCAAUUAUCGAUUGCAAUUUUUCUGCAAUAGAUCACGAGAACAAAUCGAUACUCCUCUAUCGGCAAACAUAAUUUCAUUGACAAAUCAUGGAUUUGAAUUUGAUGAAACAAGACGUGGAUGGAGGCAUAUUAUUGUUUCUGAUUCUAACAUUCAUGACUUUAGUGACGCAUACAUUUCAAUCGAAAAAGUGACUGAAAGAGUGAAUGGAGCAUACUUCAAUUGGAAUGGUGUCGCAUAUCCAGCUGGUUGUGCAUUAUGUUUAAUGGAUCUUGGAGAAGGAAACGAAUUGACAGAUAAUGAUCGAGACGUUUUCCUUGAGUUCGCGAGAGAUGAACAGUUUUCGAAUCUUCUCAAGAAGAUGGAAAGAAGACUGAAACCACUUCAACUUCAGGAGUCUGAUUUAAUGAUUUUGUAUGCAACUCGUUCUCAAAUUCUCGAUGAUUUCGUUAUCUUUGCUGAAAAUUUGAAGAAUGGAAGUAUCGAAACGUUCAUUUAUAACAAGGAACGUUACGGUCUUCAACGAGUUCGAACAGAUUUGGAAUAUGACGAAUCGAAGAAUUUGGAAGACGGAAAACGAGUUCUUCUUUUCAUGACUUAUGAUGAAACACGUGGUUUUGUUCAAGCACUUACUGUAUAUCGAACAGAAAACGGAUCAAUUGAGAAGAAGAUUCUGAAUGUGGAAGAGAAAAGAUUCGAAAUUAUUCCAGAAGAACCGAUUUUAUGUGAUGAAGAAAUAGAGAUAUUCCAAGAAGAAACUGAAAAUGGAUUCGAAGUCAUAACAAAUUGA
Molecule: messenger RNA, 969 nt
Organism: Caenorhabditis remanei
Lineage: Eukaryota; Metazoa; Nematoda; Chromadorea; Rhabditida; Rhabditidae
Exons: 2
Coding region: 1-969 (322 amino acids)
Biological process (GO): autophagy
Source: RefSeq, a predicted model, not a curated record